Saccostrea cuccullata (small rock oyster) is the source of this 2170-nucleotide messenger RNA. Its product is annotated as sodium-dependent glucose transporter 1B-like. NCBI's taxonomy places the organism in Eukaryota, Metazoa, Mollusca, Bivalvia, Ostreida, Ostreidae. The coding region runs from base 339 to 1841 and encodes 500 amino acids. Gene Ontology annotation, biological process: transmembrane transport. The transcript has 6 exons. The record is from RefSeq and is a predicted model, not a curated record.
CACUAAUGAUAAAUGAAGGUUUACGACAGUGAAGUCUUUAUUCCUGUAAUUAUAAGUAUAUAUCUACAGCAGCUAUUAACAAACAUCGAGAGUUGUCCCAUUUUUCGGAGAUACUUAUUUUUUUCGUUGCAACAAGAUCUGGACUACAGAUUGCAAAAAAGCAUAAUGUAUUACACAGUAGAAAUUACAUGCAACCAGUGGCCUCGAAAGUAUGUGCAAUUUUUAUAGAGAUCGAUUGGAAGGCCGAAAUCCUACUCCUAAGUUGGAGACACUGAAUGUAACAGCACUUGACUUUACAUGACUACACAUCUCGUUGAUUAACUCUAAGACGAAGCUUCAUGGAUAACAUGUCUGUAUCUGAUGAACGUGAACCUAAGAUGGCACAUACAGGGCCAUCCAAGACACAAAAAAUUAUUAAGACUGUCUUCCUAGUCUCUAUAUGGAUAUGCAUCGGACUCUGUAUUGAAAUUGCCGGACCAACACUGAAAGACCUGAAGCUCCGGGUUGACCUUGACUAUGAGGAAGUAUCAAGAGCUGUUUCCGGUCGAAGUGGUGGAUACUUUAUAGGAAGUGCAAUGGGGGGCUUGUUUGUCGACAAACUUGACCCCUACUGCGAUCUGAUGCUAGCGACCAGCCUUGACCUGAUGGGUACAGCAACUAUUGUUCUCCCAUUUUCUCAAAGUAUCGGUCUCAUGUGGUUUCUAUUUGUAAUGCAGGGAACAUUCGAAGGAAUACUUAACAUUGUUGGACAAAAGCUUGUUCUAGAAAUUUGGCGGGAAAAGGCAUCCUCUCCUCUUUUUGUUUUACACUUAGGGUUUGGGAUCGGAUCCUUCAUCGUUCCACAGAUAGCAAAUCCGUUCUUAGCAGUUCCUAGGACAUCAACAGCACAAAAUUCUUCCAAUGUAUCAACCGUUCUUUUAUCUACACAGACAUAUAUCAAUGACUCUCUCUUAAAAGAAUAUCUAAAGGAGUCCAGAAUAGAGUGGGCAUAUUUGAUUGUUGCUAUAAUUACUAUAGGGUUGUCAGUUGUGUUUUAUUAUUACCAAUUUUGUGGGCAAUGGUCAAGGAAUACAAAAGUCAUUUAUUCAAAGAUGAAUUCGUUUACCCCACCAACGAUUCGUGACAUCAUUGACCCUGCAACCUGUGCAAAUGGAAAUCGCCUCUUUGGCGUCCAUAUUUUAGGACUUCUUUUCCUUUUCUUUUUCAAUGCUGUUGGAGGUGAGCGUGUUUAUGGAAAAUUCAUCCGCAGUUUUGCUAUUGAUUACAACAAGUUCGACGGUAAUGAGGCAUCUCUGAUAAAUAGUUCUUUUUGGAUUAGUUUUGCUCUUGGGCGUUUCGCUGGAUUCAUUGCUGCACGAUGGAUUCCAAUUCGAAUUAUCAUUCUAAUAGAAGGAACGGGAGCCUUAGUAUCAGCGAUAUUGCUGAACAUCUUUGCUGAUGACAGCUCCAUUAUGCUCUGGAUUUUAACACAACCGAUGGCCUUUUUUAUUGCUCCUUGCUUUCCGUCCGGUGUAGGGUGGGGCGAUUUUCACAUUCAUUUGUCUGGACUUGGAAUAACUUUUCUCCUUUUAGGAGGAGCGUUAGGUGGUGUUUGCUACAUGUGGAUCAUUGGAUAUUUCUACAAGAACAACGGCCCUCUUUCUUUCUUUUAUGUUAUGCAGGCCUAUGGAAUUUCAAUGUUUGUUUUAGUAUUCAUAAUGCACUUCUCCACUUGGGGAAAGGGGCAUCGUUUUCAAGACGAAGUAAAAGGAGUGGUAGAGACUGUGGAAAUGGAGGAAGAAAAACCAAGUGUUAAAGAAGCAUUUAAUGAAAAAAAGCAGAAAGAUGUUUACAAUCUAUAGAGUCAAAGGAUUGACACCUAAUAUGGUCAAUGAGUUUGAAUAAAAAUUAAUGAAAACAAAAUAUAUCCUUUGAAGAAUUUUGUUGUAAUAUUUAAGAAUAAGCCAACUCGCAUAUUUUUAGUGGCCCCUGUUUAAUCUGCUCCCUGAUUUGUAUUGUUUUAGUGAAAUACUGUGUUACUGCUUUAUAUUCAUAUUACCCGGUACACAAGUUGAAUUGUAUGUUCUAUUUUAAAGUGUGCUUACACUUUCAUAAACAUGUACUUGUUUGCACUAGUUUGUUUUCUUUGUAAAUCGAACUUUCAUUUGAUUAAAAAGGAAAAAUAUACCCU